Messenger RNA from Ostrea edulis (European flat oyster), 1035 nucleotides. Its product is annotated as semaphorin-5B-like. Bases 397 to 1035 code for a protein of 212 amino acids. The record is from RefSeq and is a predicted model, not a curated record. Lineage: Eukaryota; Metazoa; Mollusca; Bivalvia; Ostreida; Ostreidae. The transcript has 2 exons.
UAUGCAAUCUAUUAAUAAAAGUCUUCUUUUUUUUUUUUUUUAAACAUUCUCACUUUCAUAAAACUACAAUAUUAUUUUUUUUCUCUGGCAUGACAGAUUAUAUUCAUCAACGCAAUUACGUAAAUACUACAGUACUUAUACAUGUACAUUAAAAUUAUCUUGCAUAAAGAAAAUUAGUAUUUGAAAUAACAAUGUAGCAGAAUCACAGCUAAAACAUGUAAAUGUUCGGGAAAUAUGUAAUGAGGAUAAUCCCCCGCACGUAAGCCCACACAAGAGGAUAAGUGCUUAUAUUUAGCUCUCUCUACAUCCUUUCAAACAUCUACCAUUUGUUCAUAACUGCAUGAUUGUUUCGUAGAUAGUAGUAAAUACUAAAUACAAAUCUCCGGUAACUUGUAAAUGGCUUUGUCGAAUAUUCAUUUCAUUUAUAUUGUAUUUAUAGUCAUGUUUCUAAAUCUUGCUUCGCACCCAGUGCUUUGUGACGAUUCUGUAUGGUCUGCAUGGUCCAGAUGUAAAACGCCGUGCCCGUGGAAAUGGUGCAGAAACACACUUUGUAUAGGAGCCAGAACAAGGAGCAAAACUUGCACUAACUCUGAAAAAGAUACCGAAGGUAGAAACUGUACUGGGGCUUAUAAAGAAAAUGUUUUCUGUUUGUUGAAUGAUUGUCGGGUGAAAGGAGAGUGGAGUGACUGGACGAGCUGGUCUGCCUGUAGUGUGACGUGUGGAACCGGUUAUCGACAACGAAUCAGGUUCUGUUCAGAUCAGGAAACCGUCUGCCGAGGAAGUAACUUUGAAAAGGUUUUCUGUGAUGCAGAACUUGUGUGUUCGGAUGAGGGCUUCUUUAGCCCGUGGAGUGAAUGGGGCUUGUGUUCGCAGCCGUGUGGAGGGAUUAGAGAAAGGCAGAGAACUUGUGCAGAACCAUUGUUGUCUGGCAAACACUGUUCGGGAAAUUUGGAGGAAAUUGGAAAGUGUAGUGCAAACAACUGUAAAGGUAAAUUGUAUUAUCGUUACAUGUACAUAUAUAUUAUUACACAUUAA